Messenger RNA from Echinops telfairi (small Madagascar hedgehog), 4914 nucleotides. RefSeq names its product DEAD-box helicase 46 (gene DDX46). The transcript is spliced from 23 exons. The record is from RefSeq and is a predicted model, not a curated record. The coding region runs from base 129 to 3227 and encodes 1032 amino acids. Lineage: Eukaryota; Metazoa; Chordata; Mammalia; Afrosoricida; Tenrecidae. Gene Ontology annotation, molecular function: RNA helicase activity; RNA binding; ATP binding.
GCUGCUGUUGCUGCCUCCCCUUAGUGCGGGUCCUCGCCGAGCGUGCCGACGGCAGUGCAGCCUGCUGCCCCUUUGUCCCGUCCUCCGGCGCGCUGUCCCCAAGCGUCGGCUCUUCCGCACCGGGCGGCAUGGGCCGGGAGUCACGUCACUAUCGGAAGCGGUCAGCAUCACGCGGACGUUCUGGAAGCCGAUCUAGAAGUCGUUCUCCUUCAGACAAAAGAAGUAAGCGUGGAGAUGACAGGCGGUCUAGGAGCAGAGACAGAGACCGAAGGAGAGAGAGAUCUCGUAGCAGGGAUAAAAGACGAUCUCGGUCAAGAGACAGGAAGCGUCUGAGGCGUUCCAGGAGCAGAGAGAGAGAGAGAAGCCGAGAACGAAGGAGAUCUCGCAGUCGAGACAGGAGACGCUCAAGAAGCAGAAGUCGGGGCCGGCGAUCCAGAUCCUCGAGUCCUGGCAAUAAAAGCAAGAAAGCUGAAAAUAGAUCUCGGUCCAAAGAAAAAGCAGAGAGUGGAGAAAGUUCUAAAGAGAAGAAGAAAGACAAAGACGACAAGGAGGAUGAGAAAGAAAAAGAUGCUGGCAACUUUGACCAGAAUAAGCUGGAAGAAGAAAUGAGGAAGCGAAAAGAGCGUGUGGAAAAAUGGCGAGAGGAGCAACGUAAGAAAGCCAUGGAAAACAUAGGGGAACUGAAAAAGGAAAUUGAAGAGAUGAAGCAAGGGAAAAAGUGGAGCUUGGAAGAUGAUGAUGAUGAUGAAGAUGACCCUGCGGAGGCUGAAAAGGAGGGCACUGAGGUGGAGGACGAGGAGCUAGACCCACUGGAUGCGUAUAUGGAAGAAGUGAAAGAGGAAGUCAAAAAGUUUAACAUGAGAAGUGUGAAAGGUGGUGGGGGGAAUGAAAAGAAGUCUGGGCCAACUGUCACAAAAGUUGUCACGGUCGUGACUACCAAAAAAGCGGUUGUCGAUGCCGAUAAGAAGAAAGGCGAGCUCAUGGAGAAUGACCAGGACGCCAUGGAGUAUUCUUCAGAGGAAGAAGAAGUUGAUCUUCAGACAGCCCUUACAGGCUAUCAGACAAAACAGAGGAAGCUUCUAGAACCAGUAGACCAUGGAAAAAUUGAAUAUGAACCAUUUAGAAAAAACUUCUAUGUUGAAGUUCCAGAACUAGCAAAAAUGUCUCAAGAGGAAGUGAAUGUAUUUCGAUUGGAAAUGGAGGGCAUUACAGUCAAGGGGAAAGGCUGCCCCAAACCAAUUAAAUCUUGGGUUCAGUGUGGAAUUUCCAUGAAGAUCUUAAAUUCUCUCAAAAAACAUGGCUAUGAAAAGCCCACACCAAUCCAGACCCAAGCGAUUCCUGCCAUAAUGUCUGGACGAGACUUGAUUGGCAUCGCCAAGACAGGAAGUGGGAAGACCAUUGCUUUUCUGUUGCCCAUGUUCAGACACAUCAUGGAUCAGAGGUCGCUAGAAGAAGGAGAGGGACCGAUAGCUGUCAUCAUGACUCCAACUCGGGAGCUGGCUCUGCAGAUUACUAAAGAAUGUAAGAAGUUCUCGAAGACCUUGGGACUGAGAGUGGUCUGUGUGUAUGGAGGAACAGGAAUCAGCGAGCAGAUUGCUGAGCUGAAAAGAGGUGCUGAAAUUAUUGUUUGCACACCUGGUCGAAUGAUUGACAUGUUAGCAGCUAACAGUGGUCGGGUCACAAAUCUUCGAAGGGUGACGUAUGUUGUUUUAGAUGAAGCAGACAGAAUGUUUGACAUGGGUUUUGAACCACAGGUCAUGCGCAUUGUGGAUAAUGUCCGUCCUGAUCGACAGACGGUUAUGUUUUCAGCUACUUUCCCCAGAGCGAUGGAGGCUCUGGCUCGCAGAAUCCUGAGUAAACCCAUUGAAGUGCAGGUUGGAGGCAGGAGUGUGGUUUGCUCAGAUGUGGAACAACAAGUGAUUGUGAUUGAAGAAGAAAAGAAAUUCUUGAAGUUACUUGAGCUUCUAGGCCAUUAUCAAGAAUCCGGGUCUGUCAUCAUAUUUGUGGACAAGCAGGAGCAUGCUGACGGCCUUCUGAAAGAUUUAAUGAGAGCCUCUUAUCCUUGUAUGUCUCUUCAUGGAGGUAUAGAUCAGUAUGACCGAGAUAGCAUCAUAAAUGACUUCAAAAAUGGCACCUGCAAACUUCUUGUGGCCACCUCUGUUGCUGCCCGAGGUCUGGAUGUGAAACAUCUUAUUCUGGUAGUCAAUUACAGCUGCCCCAACCAUUAUGAAGAUUAUGUGCACAGAGCUGGACGAACUGGACGAGCAGGCAACAAAGGCUAUGCCUUCACUUUCAUCACAGAGGACCAAGCUCGCUAUGCUGGCGACAUAAUAAAAGCCCUCGAGUUGUCCGGGACGACAGUGCCUCCUGAUCUGGAGAAGCUCUGGAGUGAUUUCAAAGAUCAACAGAAAGCUGAGGGGAAAAUCAUUAAAAAGAGUAGUGGGUUCUCUGGUAAGGGAUUCAAGUUUGAUGAAACAGAACAAGCGUUGGCUAAUGAGAGGAAGAAAUUGCAAAAGGCAGCUCUUGGCCUGCAAGAUUCAGAUGAUGAGGAUGCUGCCGUUGAUAUUGAUGAGCAAAUUGAAAGCAUGUUUAAUUCAAAGAAGCGAGUGAAGGACAUGGCCGCCCCUGGAACAUCGAGUGUCCCUGCUCCCACCGCGGGAAAUGCUGAGAAGUUAGAAAUUGCUAAGAGAUUGGCUCUAAGAAUCAAUGUUCAGAAGAACUUGGGCAUCGAGUCUCAGGUAGAUGUGAUGCAGCAGGCCACCAAUGCAAUCCUCAGAGGUGGCACCAUUCUGGCUCCCACUGUGUCUGCUAAAACCAUUGCAGAGCAACUUGCUGAGAAGAUCAAUGCCAAGCUCAAUUAUGUGCCUUUAGAGAAACAAGAAGAGGAGAGACAGGAUGGUGGACAGAACGAAUCUUUUAAGAGAUACGAGGAAGAAUUGGAGAUCAAUGACUUCCCCCAGACUGCCAGGUGGAAGGUGACGUCGAAGGAAGCACUGCAGAGAAUCAGCGAAUAUUCCGAGGCUGCCAUCACAAUCAGAGGGACAUACUUCCCUCCCGGGAAGGAACCCAAGGAAGGGGAGCGGAAAAUUUACUUGGCAAUUGAAAGUGCCAAUGAGCUGGCUGUGCAGAAAGCAAAGGCAGAAAUCACCAGGCUCAUAAAAGAAGAGCUGAUCCGCCUGCAAAAUUCAUACCAACCAACAAAUAAAGGAAGAUACAAAGUCUUAUAAGUAUCUGGGGAAAAGGUUUUACCUGGAUUCAUCUGUGAUACAUGUGGCGGUUGUCUACAGUUUACAAUAUAGUGUAAAUUACGAUUUUUAAAAUUCUGUCUUGCUGGUUUUUUAAAUACAAGAAACUUAUUUGCUAAAGAAAUCUUCAUUUAAUAAGUACCCAGUUAUCUAACUAUAUUUAAAGCAGGCCUGUUUUCAGAGUGUGAAUUUCUUUAAUGUAAAACUUAAAUAUGAUGAAAUACAUUUUUUAAAUGGGUAAUAGUCCAAACAUUUUAAAAUAUUGAAAUAUUUGGGCUUUCCAUUGAUGUUAAUAAAGUACACAAGUCACCCAGGAGAAAAUGUGCUCAUCACCUGAGAAACGGCAACCCUUCAAACAGUCAUGUUGUGCCCUCCUCCUGACCUGAAGGCUUACUUGACUCAGAGGAGCAGUAUGAACUGGAUUUGUCCUGGUAGGAUCUGUACAAAAUGGGAUUUGGAGAUUUUGUUUUAGUUUUUGUCAUAAAUUUGUCAGGAGUAAGUCUACUUUUGGUUUUUAUAAACUUAAAGAUUUAUAGUAUGAGUUUUUUGCAUUUCUUUACUUGACAAAGAGUUUCAGUAGUUACUAGUCUUAGUAGGUGCCCCCCUGAAACUUCUGACUCUGUGCUUACCUUUUAAAAUCUUCCUUACAAGAAAGUGAUUUAUAGCCUAAAAGUAAUAAAUACGAGUCCUUUUUACCCGGAAAAUACAUAUGUAUGUAUGGCGUGUACAAAGACUGUAUAACUUUUCGUAAGAUUUUUCUUUAGGUUUAUUCAGUAGGCUAUGAAGUCUCAUGCUUCCCAAGUUUUGGACUGAGAUUUUAGCUUUCAUCAGUGAAAUGUAGUUCAUCAGGAAUCAUAAAGGGUAAUUGAGCCAGUCACUAUAUUUCCCAAGUACUCUAUUUUAAGUUGUUGUAAUCGGAUCAGCUGAUAUUUCUUUGAAGAGUCAUAGUGUGUCAGGACUUCGUAUUAUCACUUCCUGAAGUAGAGAUUUCCCAGGAAGUAUAUGUAGAGUGUAUUUCUUAAAUUAAGAGACAUAAAAGAUUUUUUUUUAUAUUGCCUUCGAGUUUUUAAAAAAGAGAAAAUCAAAGCAUAUUAUAGCUGUUACAAUUAAUCAUUUUCUUAAUAGUUAAUUCAGUGUAGUAAGUGGCAGGCAAUGUCCAUCAUUAUUUCUUCAAUUUAAAGUGAUCCUUUAAAGAGCUAACACAUAUGAAUAUUAUUUUUGGAUUUUUUUUCACACAACUCAUGCAUUCAUUUUUGGUCAGAAAACAGAUAAAACCUGUAACAACAGAACCAAAUAAACUAUUUACUCUAAAAUUCCAAGCAUCCUGAGCUGCUUUAUUUCCCCUAGUUUAUUUAUAUCCUUAUUUUCUUCACCUUGAAGUAGUAGCGGUCCCCCAUCGAUGACACUUGGUGCUUCCUUCAACCCACUGGGUCCCUUAGAUUCAGAACUUUGCAUCAUUUCAGCUUUACCUUUAUGCUGUGUAUCUUGUGAUGAGCCACCGACAGUGUUGCGUUAUAACACAUUCUGUGUGGGAGCACAGUGUUUUCUUGUCACACUGAUUCUUUUUAAACAUUUGGAUGAUGUAUAGGCUUUAAUUUGUUUUUUAAUGCAAAAUUAAUAUUUGCUUAUGUUUUCUACAUUCCUUAUAAAUAAAGUAAUUCAGUCCUCA